Molecule: messenger RNA, 2082 nt
Organism: Pararge aegeria (speckled wood butterfly)
Lineage: Eukaryota; Metazoa; Arthropoda; Insecta; Lepidoptera; Nymphalidae
Gene: Scsalpha1
Product: succinate--CoA ligase [ADP/GDP-forming] subunit alpha, mitochondrial
Exons: 6
Coding region: 95-1096 (333 amino acids)
Biological process (GO): tricarboxylic acid cycle
Cellular component (GO): succinate-CoA ligase complex (ADP-forming); mitochondrion
Molecular function (GO): succinate-CoA ligase (GDP-forming) activity; succinate-CoA ligase (ADP-forming) activity
Source: RefSeq, a predicted model, not a curated record
AAUGUCAGUGUGACAUUACGUAAUGGCUGAUGGCUGAAACUUGGUAGUUUAUCUGUCUCAAAAAUCAUUAAUAAUUCCCCUAACCUGUUAUACAAUGGCUUUGCCGGUUCGGAUUUUAUCUCGUUGCAAAGAUGGCUUAAAGCUUGGCAACAUUAGAUAUUCAAGUAACACACCAUACACACAGACUCGGAAAAACUUGGCACUAACAAGUGAGACCAAAGUCAUUGUGCAGGGCUUCACUGGCAAACAGGGUACUUUCCACAGCCAACAAGCCCUUGAUUAUGGAACUAAAAUUGUUGGUGGUGUGUCACCAAAAAAAGCUGGUACAGAACAUCUAGGAAAACCAGUGUUUGGAACUGUAAAGGAAGCAAAGGAUAAGACUGGAGCAGAGGCGAGUGUAAUCUAUGUCCCACCUCCGGGAGCUGCCGCAGCAAUUUUAGAAGCCAUUGAGGCAGAAGUACCUCUCAUUGUGUGCAUCACUGAAGGAGUACCACAACAUGACAUGGUGCGUGUAAAACAUGCACUACUUCGUCAGAACAAGUCAAGGUUGGUGGGUCCCAACUGCCCUGGAAUUAUUGCACCUGAGAAGUGCAAAAUCGGUAUCAUGCCGGCUGCCGUACACAAGAAAGGCUGUAUCGGCGUUGUGUCUCGAUCUGGUACAUUAACGUACGAAGCUUGCCAUCAAACUACUAUAACUGGCCUGGGCCAAACGCUUUGCGUGGGUAUUGGAGGUGAUCCGUUUAACGGUACAGACUUUAUCGACUGCCUGGAGGUGUUCCUGAACGAUCCGGAGACAAAGGGAAUCAUCCUCAUCGGUGAAAUCGGAGGAAACGCUGAGGAACUCGCGUCUGAAUAUUUGAUUCAGAAUAACACUAGCAAGGGUCAGAAGGCCAAGCCCGUGGUGUCGUUUAUUGCUGGUCUGACGGCGCCUCCGGGAAGGCGGAUGGGCCACGCGGGGGCCAUUAUCUCUGGCGGCAAGGGAGGCGCCAUGGAUAAGAUUAAAGCGCUCGAGAAGGCGAAUGUGAUCGUCACACGCUCCCCAGCGAAAAUGGGCGUCGAAUUAUUCAAGGAAAUGAAACGAUUAGAAAUUGUCUAAGUCCGCGAACAGUUUACACGCUAUUGUCCAUUUACUUUGUAUAGACUUUUUAGUAAUUAUACACAAAAUAUUAUUUAUUAUCUACCGUUGUUUCAGUUGGCGAGUUACGAUGUAUUUUGGAUUGUUGUGCGAACUUGAUGCUUAUUACAUAUGGGCGUAGCCAGUAUGAUAUACCACGAUGGGCAGAGUGUAAUUUAGCUUUGUUUAUUGUUGAAUGACUUUUGUAUUUAAAUUAAAAUCCGGAACCGUUUUUGUUACACGCAACGGUAAGGUUUCGAGUCAACUGAAGUUUGUAGUUAUAUUAAUCCGAAAUAUUACAAAUAGCCAGUCCUUUUUUUUAUGGACCUAGUUAAAGUCCAGGAUAUUAUUAAUAAACGUAGCAUAACGUCGCAGUUGUAACGCAAUGUUUUGCCACACUUCAACUAUCGACAUCUUUAAAAUGGCAGAGCGUGAAAAAACAAUAUAUAAGCAUACCGACAUUAUACCACGUUUAUUAAGAAUGUCGUUUUAUUACAUAUUGCGAUAUUUGAUACGUUAGUUAGUAUGCAAGAUAAGUUUGCGUGAACGCCUCAUCUGUCAAAACUAUGACUGCUGUUUCUUGUAAAGACUAAGUGACUGUUUUAUUUUAUCGUACAUGCCUUUAUAGGCCCCCCUUCCCCGCCGAGUAAAAAUGCUAACCUUACAAUUAAGAACUUAGUACCCCAUCUGGUUACACCCAUGUAAUAUUUGGAAAUUUAUAUUAUCAUGUGUUCAAAAUCUCAUAUUAUAAAGCACGGUUUAACCAAAAAGCACUCAAUUGUAUGUUGUUAAAUGUAAGUGAUAAUCUGAUAAAAAUAUCCACUCCUAUAUGCUGCCAUACAAUAUUGAUUGUGUGGAACGCUUGAAUUGUUGUAUUUUUAAAUAUAAUGUGUAUAUUCUAAUCAUGCAUAAAGCCUAAUAAGACCUAUUUCAACUUUAUUGAUGUGAAAUAAAAAACAAUUAUUAGA